Cyphellophora europaea CBS 101466 is the source of this 984-nucleotide messenger RNA. RefSeq lists its product as uncharacterized. Bases 1 to 984 code for a protein of 327 amino acids. The record is from RefSeq and is a predicted model, not a curated record. Gene Ontology annotation, biological process: CAAX-box protein processing. Gene Ontology annotation, molecular function: metalloendopeptidase activity. NCBI's taxonomy places the organism in Eukaryota, Fungi, Ascomycota, Eurotiomycetes, Chaetothyriales, Cyphellophoraceae. The transcript is spliced from 2 exons. Gene Ontology annotation, cellular component: endoplasmic reticulum membrane.
AUGUUUCUGCCAACUCCCAUACCCUCGCGACACGUCGUUGCUGUCAACUUCCUGGCCUGGACCCUCUUCACGUCCCUCUAUGUCUUACCAUUCUACACCUCUAAGACGACACGACCUUCGCCGACCCUUAACCGGGAUGCCCCUUCGGUCAUCAGAGCUCGCAUACAGACGGUGACCUUGGCCUGUGUCGUCGCCACAGCUGCCAGCCUCUAUCUGCUCUUGGUGACCGGCCACGUGGAACCAAUCUCAGCCCUCCAUAUUCUCGGUUGGUGGCCGGCAACACCCGUUGAUAUUCUCCGAAGCCUAGCACUCACCUUCCUGUUGUAUCUGGGUCCACUAUUCGAGGCCGUCUUCGUCGACCGCAUCUUCAGCCAGCUCCGGAGAGGCAAUGUUGUUGUGGAAACUCUGUCGAGCUGGCAGGGCUACCGAAACUAUGUUGCUGGACCCAUCACCGAAGAGGUUCUGUUCCGCUCGGUUUUGAUUGCCGUCAACAUCCUCGCCAAAAUCUCCCCGUCACGAAUUGUUUUCCUGACACCACUGUACUUCGGCAUUGCUCACAUUCACCACUUUUACGAGUUCACUCUGACACAUCCUCACACUUCUCUCCUGCCUGCAGUCCUCCGCUCCGUGUUCCAGUUCACUUACACCACCCUCUUCGGCUGGUAUGCUGCAUUCAUCUACGUACGGACCGGCUCGCUGUACGCUUGUAUCAUUAUUCACGCCUUCUGCAACUCGAUGGGACUGCCACGGUUUUGGGGUCGACUGAAGGCUACUGAGGAGCAUCUGCCGCCGCUUGUGGCCAUGAGAGGCAAGGACGAUGAAGACGCAAUCCAGGCCAGAGGAAGAGGCCCCGCGCUAGGUGUACAAUGGACGGUCGCCUACUAUCUACUGCUAGUCGCUGGGGCGUAUGCUUUUUCCACGCAACUCUGGUUCCUGACGGGUUCGUCUCAGGAGCUCGUCAAGUUCGGAUCAAAAAAGCCUUAA